This is a messenger RNA of Sycon ciliatum, 8075 nucleotides long. Its product is annotated as insulin receptor-like. The record is from RefSeq and is a predicted model, not a curated record. Gene Ontology annotation, molecular function: ATP binding; transmembrane receptor protein tyrosine kinase activity; protein binding. The transcript has 27 exons. Gene Ontology annotation, biological process: cell surface receptor protein tyrosine kinase signaling pathway; protein phosphorylation; positive regulation of kinase activity. The coding region runs from base 243 to 6125 and encodes 1960 amino acids. Gene Ontology annotation, cellular component: plasma membrane; signaling receptor complex. Lineage: Eukaryota; Metazoa; Porifera; Calcarea; Leucosolenida; Sycettidae.
AUAGUUCCGCAGCUGUGCUUGUUUACGGUCGUUUGGCAUUGAACGACUUCAGCCUGUCGAGUGAGUUUAGGGAGAAGCGGUGAUGGAUGCUGCUCAGUAGGACGAGCAAGAUGUGAAUCUCGAAACAAACUGACUGGUUACCGUACUCCUGAAGGGAAAACGAGCUUUGCGGCCGGUUGUCCGUAGCGGAGGCGGAUUGGUCGCAAAUCUAUUGCGCAGUUUAUCCGAAACUCCUGCCAACAAUGGCUGGCCCAUUGAAUGGGAGGUCACGACUGGCAGUCUUUGCACUGCUAUGGCUUGUCGCCGUGGCGAGAGAAUCCCUAGCUACAGUAUCCGCUUCACCUAGUUCCGUCGCCGGGGUGGGAAUGAAUGGUGGCUUUUCAUCCUCGGUAGCCAGCACACUGGAAUUGCCGUCAGUACCGGUUAUUCCUAUGAGCAGUAGCAUCGGAUCGGAGAACUCUGCGCCUGCCGGAACAAAUACUUUAGUGUCGUACGAAACAACGGCAUCGCUGCUUCAAACAUCCAUCGGUGGCGUACCUUCGGUGGCGCUCCCGGCAACAAGCUCAGCUGCGACGAGAGCUGAUGGAAUACAGUCCACAGUGGUGGCUUCGUCUAGUCCAGUAAUUCGUGUAGCGCCUACAGCUGUGGUUCCUUCGAGUGCUGCCGCCCAAGUGUCGGCAACGAGUGUGUUGUCCAUGUCACAAGCACUCCAGCAGUCUACAAUGUCAGUAGCUGUGAGUAGUUCUGUUCAGCCGGCAACUGCAACUGCUGCAUCUCCUUCUACACCAAGCGUGCCGCCAGGAACCUCCAUACCCCCGACGGUACCAGGCAGCUCACAAGGGACGACACCGCAAACGACCCCCAAGCCAGCCUCAACUCCGGACGUUCAGAUUUCAAGCCUCCCCGCGAUGAGUACAGAUACGCAAUCAUCAACCCCGCUAGUGAAUGCGUCCCAGUCAUCAUCUACGACUUCACCUGCUACGACCCCAAGCGUUCAGCCCCCGGCAGUUUCAGCAACAACUCCAGGUAAUCCUCUGACUCUGCCGCCAGACACGACGCAGCCAUCAGUUAGCAGCACAACUACUGGUCAAUCAUCUACUCUACCGACCGCAAUCACUAACUUGAAGACAAGUACAGAGCCGGUUACAAGCCCCAACUUCCCGACGAACACCCAGCCUGAUACGAGUCCCAGUUUGCAGACACUCACACUGUCUGCAUCAGCUGCAACGCUUCACCCACCAACAGUGCCAGACACGAAUACGACAUUGACCUCCACUGAACCAGUAUCCACGCCAAUGACAAUUGCCAAGUUGUCCGCAGCCGCAUCAAGUACCGCACCAUCGACACAGCCUGCUGCCACAGGCUCCAGUGCACAACCGCUGACUACACCAUCCACCAUAGCAGUAACAACUGCAAAGGUGCCAGCAUCAACAUUGAGCACACAGUCUCCAACACUACCUUCGACAAACCCAUCCACGCUACCCAUAACAACUUCGACAUUGCACACACCAGCGCUAUCCAGCACUGCACCGAGUGUCACGACUUCAUCCCUACCUACCGCGUCUUCCAGCGCUCAGCUACAGACCAAUCCGUUCACGCUCCCGAUCACAACUCCACAGCUGUCGACGCCGACACUUCCAAACACCGCAUCGAGUGUACAGCUGCCAACGCUACCGAGCACGUCAUCCAAACUUCAGCCUCCGACAGUUCCACUUACGUCACCACUGACAACGCCAACGUUUCCAGCACAGACAAUUCCGCACACUGCACCGGCUAGCGGCUCUCUUCCAGCCAAUCAGAGUGCACCACCUCUGGCCACUCUCCCUAAGACGGAUGUACCGGUAACUGUGCCAACACUGCCUCCAUCAGGUUUGCCCGCUACCUUGCCAACCGACAUCCCGGGGAUUCAGACCACGGUGAGCAAGGAGGAGAAUCGCACCACCACUCACAUCCCAACGUUUCCUCCCUACACUGGGCCGCCACGGCGGAAUUGGACGGUGUGCUCGACGACCGUGCUGACCAGCACAGUUCACUUCCGUCUGUUCGCCGCGCUGAACUGCGACAUUCUCAACGGCACACUGGUCAUACAGGCGCGUCGCAUUCCCGAGAUCUACCGGCAGUUCAUUCGCCUGCCGUCCCUGCUGCACGUCACCGGCGGCCUGGUCCUGUUUGCCCGGCCCGGCUGGACGGCCAGGGAGAUUCUGCCCAAUCUGAUCGCGGUGCGCGGCAAGCGGAUCGACGACAUGGCGCUGCUCGUGUUCGGUCACUUUCUCCUCGCUGAGAGCAUCGAGGUACCACUGGACGACACAGAGAACAUCACGGUCGCCGUUGAUCGUCACGUGUUUGAGCACGGCACGGACGGCAUUGCUCUGCUGCAUGGUCGCGUCGGUUAUCUCUCGGCCGAGGUUCAAGCCUACGGCCAACCACAGGCUAACCGCCGGCCGGUGGACUGCAGCUCGAACGGCACCGAGCGCUACGACGUGAACAGCACCCUUCCGGAGCAGUGCUGCGUCAGGACAUUCAACCAGGAGUAUCUAUGCCCAUACGGUUUGCUGUUGGCCUGUAUGGAUCUGUGCCUGAAGAUAACACUCGGUGAUCGGUCGCUCAGCGAGGUCGGCUCGAGGCCGCAGAGCGGGCCGUACGACCCCCGAGUGCCGGUGGUGUGUCGCUACUACACCGGUCCCAACCUGGAUCAGUGCAUUGACAUGUGCCCACUUGAUACAGCACUGUUCCAGGACACUCUAUGCUUGCGCAAGUGCCCGUUGGUAAUGGGCUUACUUGGCGGACCGCCGGAGCAGUACUAUUCUGUGUAUAACAAGACGAGUAUUCAGUACACGUGCGAGAUUACAUGCCCGCCGUUCUACCAGGCCGACGUUAGGACGGCGAGUUGCCGAUCAUGCUCCAUCAGCGACCGUCAACCAGGGGUACCAUGCAGGCGAGAGUGUAAUGGUGUGGUGGUGAAGUCACUGACUCAGCUAUGCGGUUUCGUCGGCUGUACUGAUGUUCUUGGUGACUUGGUGUUGAACAUCAACAAUCCAGGUCUGAUUCCGCGGUGUCUCAACAACUUGCAAGGCAUAACGACACUGAACUCUGCCAUGAUGAGAGCCCUGGGCAGUGUGCGGCGAGUGUCAGGUCUGCUGUUGGUGACCGGUAACAUCUGUUUGUACAACCUGAACUUCCUGCAUAACCUGCAAGAAGUCACUGGAGGGAGUACCAAUGUCAACAGCUAUGGAAUACUUAUCAACAGGAAUGAGGUACUGACGGAUGUGUCUGGGUUGCGCAACCUGAUCAAGGUCGGCAACAACCUGCUGGACCAACAACGACCUAAAGACGUCGUGAAGAAUUUCCGGAUCACGUCCAACUUCUAUCUGUGCCCGUCUGAAAUCGACAAGCUGUUUACCAAUUUCCUGGGCGAUGCCAUCAUUGAUUAUCACAACCGACUGAACGAGACCAUUCAGUUCACUGAAGUCCUCUACAAUGAAACCAACGCUGACAAACGACUCUGUCCUGUUACACGAUUUCCAAUUCAGGUGAUGAGCACAUCGGAGACAAGCGUCACGAUAAACUGGUUGCUACCCGAACCUCAUGAAAACCAGACUGUGCUAUAUAGCCAGUAUCUGUAUUAUGUGGAGACUAAGAACAGUGUGGAUCCACAUUUACGUGACGUCAUUAAGCUCAGCGGUAACACCACCAACACAGACUUCUCUUGUGCUGCAAGAUUGGAAGCAUGGUCAGUGAUUCGUCUCGAUUCAGACGCCACCAGCUACACGGUGACCGGCCUGCGCACCUGUUCGGAGUACGCAUUUGAAAUCGACGCCUUCUACAACCGCACGUCGGACGACUCGCCGGGCUUGAACAGCGGCAAUUCCUCCAUCGUCGUGCUGGGUCGUCCCAGUCCACUGCGCAAUCUGCCGGCUCCAGGGAAUGUGCGAGUGUAUUCGGCGGACGCGGAAACGAUUGGCCUGACGUGGAACGCGCCGAACAUUGCGUGCCAGGAGAUCGGUGUGCCGUUCACGUACCGUGUGUUCUGGUCGCAGAUCAACGUCUUCCCGCCGGCUAGCAACCUGACGGUGGAAGCCUGUGGUGAUCUGUGCCGCUGCUCCUCGGGAAAUUUCCUGGAUACGGCUACCACCAUCGGCCAGCUAUUGGUACUCUCACAAGAGAAUCAUGGCGGUCGAUUCGUCCUCUCGAAUGGCGGAAGUCUGAGUAGUGCGAGUGACGUGCCCAACCUGAUAACGCCGGAGGGCUGUAACAAUACAUCGGUGGGAAGGUGCUGUCCGGAGGGUGUGCAUGUUCACGUGUCCUCUCUCAACGCCCGUACCCUGUUCCGCAAGGAUGAGAGCGUGCUCACCACCAACCAGACGUUCUCGAUCAGGAGGAACGUCUCGACGCGCUUCUCCACCUAUCUUUUCUCGGUACAAGCAUAUCACGGUGAUCCGGCUGAUGACACCAAACUCAGCCGAAACAGUUGGGCGGUGGCCGCUAACGUUUCGGAACAACCCGUGUCGGAAACGCUACCCGGAUUCAAGGUCACGCGUGCGAGCAACACGUCCACCACCAUAGAGCUGCAGUGGCGUGAGCAGAGAGAGUCGAGCAACCCUAUCAUCCUAUACCAGGUCAUCAUGACGCAGCGCUCCAGGGAAUUCGACAAGGACAGUACGGACGUGAAGGACACCAUUGACGCAGUCGGUGUACAGUGCCUGAUGGACCAUUGUGCCGCACAAUCCGGCAGCCAAUGUCUAAACAUAUCUCUGGCGGGACGUGCAACUGGCGAACUAUCUCCGGUCGCCGUUGUUGUGAAUAUCAGCACUUCACUGCUGCAGCGCAUUGGCGGAACAGCACGUCUUUACCUGCUCAACAUCAACUGCUUAGCACCUCAGCCUGGAGAGCGUGUUCGAGAUGUCCUCGUCCAGGUGCGCACCGUCACUCUAAGCGGAUGUGGUCCCUGGUCGGAGUUGAAAACUGUCGUUGUAGAAUCAAAGCCUGGGGAAGAGACGCCAAACUCUGGUCCCGGUAGCUCCAACAGCAUCGGUACGGCAGAGGCAAUCGGUAUCGGUACCGCUGGCUUGGCUUUCCUGUUCAUCAUACUCCUGAUCAUCUACUCAAUCUCCCUGCGGCGCGCCAAGAAAGCAAGCAAACGAGAGGCGGAGGAGAUCCGUCAGAUCCUGGAUCGCAUGCAGCAGACCGAUCGGCGAUACUUCUUCCUGGAAAACAAAGGAGAUGAAUACAAUUUUAACAUUGAAGCGGAUGACUGGGAAGUUCCCUUGGACAACAUCACUCUCCUCGGCGAGCUUGGACAUGGAAACUUUGGAACAGUCUACGAAGGUAUACUCAAAGUAACAGAGGAUGGAAAGGAGGAAGAGCAGCGGGUUGCUGUCAAGACGGUGAAUGAAGGUUCAUCGGCUGACGCUGUGCAGGAGUUCUUGGAAGAAGCCUGUGUCAUGAAGACCUUGAAUGCACCCCACCUUGUGAACCUGGUUGGCUUGGUAACGCAAGGUGAAGCCUAUGCCAUCAUGGAGUUCAUGCCACACGGUGAUUUGAAACACUACCUCAGAGACAUACGACCAGAAAAGCAAGAAGAGAAGGAUGUGGAGAUGGAAAUACCGUCAGAAUCUCAGUUCCAGAGCUGGGCUCGCCACGUUGCUCAGGCCAUGACCUAUUUAGCCUCCAGAAAACUGGUGCACAGAGAUCUAGCUGCGCGUAACAUCAUGAUUGAUGGCAAGUUUCAACUGCGUGUUGGAGAUUUUGGCUUGGCCCGUGAUGUGUACACGACGGACUACUAUCGACGAGAAUCACAGACCAUGCUACCACUGCGCUGGUUAGCACCGGAGUCCAUACGCGACGGAGUGUUCAGCAGCAGUAGUGACGUGUGGGCAUACGGUAUAGUGCUGUAUGAAAUGGCCACACUCGCAGAGCAACCUUAUGUUGGUCAAAGCAACGAGGAAGUUGUCAGGCUGCUGAUUCGCGGCGGAUGUAUGGAUGCUCCAGUGCCAGCUCUACCUUUCCCGAAUACUCUGAUACGCAUGAUGGCCCUGUGCUGGAAGCAUUCCCCGGACGAGCGGCCGUCGUUUGACGAACUUGCCGAUCAACUCGCUGGACAGGAUCAUUACGUUCGAUACUGUUGAAGCAAUUCUCCACGUAGCUAUGUCCAGCAAGGACUAUUGGAUUCGAUGAUGCCAUGUUCAAUUUGUACGUCCAUUCAUGGUAGUAGUAGGUUCUUCUGACCAAACGAGACCAGACGAGACCAGACGACGCUUGAAAAAAACUCUACAUUGUGAAGACUAUUUGAUUGCAAGUUGUAGCGGAUAUGAACUUUACCUUCGCUUGCAUGUACAUGUAUGUGCGUCUCUAGCGCAGCAAAUACCACUGAUCCUUUCAAAAGCACAGGUCACACAUACACACACACUCACACAUGCGUGCACGCACAAGCAUGAAGACACACACACAGACACAUACACACGCGCACGUGCGCACACACACACACACAUGCACACACACACGCACACACACACACACACACACACACACACACACACACACACACACACACGCACACACACACACAUGUACAUACGCACACACAUGCACACACACACACACACACACACACACACACGCACACACACGCACAUACACACACACAUACAUGUACAUACGCACACACACGCACACACACACACACACACACACACACACACACACACACACACACACACUCACAUUCACGUGUGUAUACUGAACGUUGCAGAAUAGAUUUCUUCUGGAUGCGACUAAUAGCCCAGGCUGCAGAAAUGGUCAUUUCACAACCUGUUUUUCUGUGAACAGCUUUUACUUUAUUUAUUCGAGUGAAUGUUAUUGUUAGUUUUAAAGAUGAUCGCCGUUAUUCAACAAGACUUGAGUCCAUUCCACUUUCAUACACCUACAAUAGCCCUAGUUCUCUUUCUAAAGACACAUAACAGCAUCACACAAUAACAGUCCGUCAUACAUGUUGAGUGCAGUGCAGCAUCGUACACUAGCAACCUAGCUUACAUGUGCAUGCACGGUGUAGUGUAGUGUAGUGUAUUACAGUGCGUUGCAGUACGUUAGCAGCCUACCAUACAUAAUUAUUGAUUUACAGUAGGAUGAACUCGGAUGGAGAGCCAAGGACUAUUUAUUACUGUUAGCCAGUUAGUUGUAGAAUGUCAGUACCGUCGUUCAAUGCCGUGCAAUGUUAUCGCAUGAGCUGAUUGUUUACUAACUGAUGGUGUUAGUGGACGUUAUAAUGUAACUUGUAAUUCCUCGGUCCUUUUUACUUUUUUAACAGUAGGAUGCUUACCUUAUCUAAUGGGAAUGUGUCACUGUGGAUACAUGGCUGUCGUCAUCAUCCGCACUCUUCAACUGUCUUUCAAAGACAUGCUUACUACUACUAUAGCAUAUAGAAUGCAAACACUGAUUCAAGUUAUAUUCUACUUCAAAAUAGCUCCUGUUCUGUCAUUUAGAAUUUGUGUUUUUAAUUCCUUUCGACACAAUUAUCGGUUACACAUGAUUGUAUAGGUUCCUGAUGAAAAGAAUAAACACUACGAAGGAAAUUGUAUCAUUGUGAUAAAAUAAUUAAAUAUGAAUCAUGCUCUACUGACAUAAUAAUUUUAGACUAUGAAGAAUGUGUAGAGUGUGGAGAAUGUACUGUACAUGUAAAGACUAUGUGCAUUACAUGACGUCACAGCGGAACAGUGUCACAGUGUCUGACGUCAUAGCGGAAUAGCGUGAUCCCCUAGGUAGUAUUCGGGUAUACUUGCAGUGUUGCUGUCGCUCACACCUCCGAUAUACAUGAACAUGGAGGAGCGUGGCAAGGUCUUCAGUGCCAGUGGUAUCUCAUCGGCAUCGCUGUCGUUGACGUGCACUUCAAGUCGACGUUCGACAUCACCUUGCUUGCCUUGGAGUUGCACCAGCCAAGGCGGAUUCCUCCAUUUGAAAAUCAACACCACGUACGGUACAAUGAAACCAGUGCCAACGGCAAUACAGAGAUGGAAGCUGAGCAAAUCACUGAAGACAAUCCAGACGAUCAGUAAGUAAACGGUCAGUAUUCCCACUAUUCC